Nakaseomyces glabratus is the source of this 2409-nucleotide messenger RNA. It is a transcript of the gene PET111, whose product is annotated as Pet111p. Lineage: Eukaryota; Fungi; Ascomycota; Saccharomycetes; Saccharomycetales; Saccharomycetaceae. The record is from RefSeq and is a predicted model, not a curated record.
AUGAUGCGAAAAUGGAUAAUUCAAGGAAACUUGAUCAAACAUUUCUCAAGGGAAUGCGCAGAAGAUCCGCUUGUAAAUAGCAUUAAACUAAUAAUAUUGAGGCAUGAUUAUAGUACAAAUAAGGUUGGUAUUUCUGUGAAGGAACAAGUACCGAGAGAACAGAAUGAUGAGAACAAUAAGAGAGCCCAAUUCUAUGAUGAAAGUUUUAGAUUUCUAACUGGUACUCCUAUGCAUAUAACCAAUCGACGACUGACAUCUGAUCUUGAAAAUAUUUCAUUUAUUUGCAAGAGCAGUCCCUCUUUUAUAUCAGAAGAAGAAUACACACGAAUAUACAGGAUAAUUCAAGAUCCUGGCAGUUCUGAAUAUCUGGUGAGUUCUUCCAUCCUAUCCAUCUCAAAUCACAAACAUAAGCUAAUACCAUUACCAAAGCUGUUAUCGAUGAUACAUAUAUUAAGUGAAAAUGGAUACUUGAAUGAAAUUCAUAUGUUAUUUGGUAAUUGUAAGGCACACCUUUCCAUACUAAAGUCAGACCAACCUGAAGAUUUGUAUAGGCAAUUUUUGGAAUUAAUGUUGGACGUUGAAUAUAAGCUUUUAAAUUUUCAUUCAAUUGAGAAAAUAUUCUCAGAAUACAUCAAAAUGCCGAACAUCAAAGCAAAAUAUAUGACAUACGGAUUGAGGGCAUUUAUUGAAAACAAUGACUUUCAGCUUGCUAAAGCAUUUUUUUUUCAAGCACUAACCCAUUCAGAUAAUUUUCCUAUGACACCAAAAGAACUGCAUUCUUUUUUAAGCGGAAUAUCCGAUCAUAAUGAUUUGACAAACACAUUACUGAUAUUUUACUCAUGGAUAUCUGCUAAAUGUAAGCAAUUGGACGACAAUCCUAAUUUUCCAUUACCAGAAACAAUGCAAUUAAUACAUAGAAUGAUACUACUUUUCCAAGAUCGAGUCCAAUUGACGCAAUUUUGUUCCAACGUUGUGGUGAAACAAUCAGGCUACCUGGAUAGUGUUGACUAUAAGUUAACAGUAUAUUUCGAUAAAGUGCGGAAAGUUCUAGCAGAUACUGGCCCACCAAAUAAGGACAGACCAGAAAUAUUCAAAGGAAUUCAACAAUAUAUUGAUCUUCUGGACGGCAUGACCGAUAAAAGAGAACUCUUCUUCAAGAGACUUCUUUGCAUCUGUACUGACUCGCAUGAUUUGGAUAAAUUUAUGGAAAUUGUUGCCCUAAUAGAGGCUGACAAAGAAGUAGAUAUGGAAAUAUUUGUAAAAGAUAUGGUCGGUAAAAUUAUUGCUAGGAAGCGUCGGUUUGGUACUGCAUUAAAAUAUUAUGAAGAUCUUGUGCUUAAUGGAAUAGAAGGUAAAAAAUUUCCCAUCAAACAUGAGUAUUUAAGUUCACUUUGGAUUGCAAUUGUAUCUGAUUACCCAACUUUAGCGGAGCCCAUUAAGCAGGAACUGUUUCUUACAUUAAAUACGGACAAAUAUAAGAGAGCGUAUCCAUGGCUAAAAUAUUUUUUACAAGAAGUAUCUCAGCUGAAAGAAUGGAAACUUCUUGGCGGUGUAAGUUGGAAUGUUCUACAUCUUCGGAUAUCAGAAUACGAUAAACUCAAAGAGCUAGAUAAGUUCAUAAAAAGCGCUGACUGUCUAGAGAUUGAACACAUAAUUCAACAGACACUGCGUGACGGUUUGGUGCCAAACUUCCAUUUCAACUAUUCACUUAUCAAACUACUUUUGAAAGGGUCGUUAGUCAGCUCUGCUAAGACAAUUGAUGACACGAUGCGUAAGAAUUACUACUCGAUACCUGAAAAGUUGAAUAUCUUGUGGCUCAGAAAUGAUAUUGAUACCAUGAAGAAGAACAUGAAUAGUUUAACAAACCGAGAGUACAAGAGAAUGAUUUCUUCAAUGUUGGAUGAUUUCGUCAAUUCAAGGGUUUUAUCGCUGGGUUUCAAAGACUAUAUCCAGCUUACGCAUCUUGCAAUGGAUUACGGAUUGUAUGGCAUGGCUUUCAAGUUACUAAAGUCUGGUAAGAUGAUAUUCCAAGAGAAAAACGGAACAAACUGGAAGUUAUACUAUUUGGCAUCAUUAAAACUCCACACACAGACGUUACAGCUAGAUCAAUUUAUGGCAGUUUUACAAAGCUGGAUUAAAAACAAGGAUGCAUAUGUCAUUACACCAGGUUGUCUAAGAAGAUUGAAGUCCUACAGCAGAUUUUUUAAGAAAAAUUCUGGUAAUAUGGAUAAUUUUGAUGCGGAUAAGCUCAAGGAGCUUGAACAAAAUAUACAAGUGCUCAAGACUAAAUAUCUGGAAAACAAGUACAAAGGCUUAAACGACAUGCAUCGAAUGUGCCAAUUCAUUAAGACUGCAUUAGAUAGAGAUGCCAAAACAAUAACGACUCAGAAUGCAAAUGGUUCAACGUAA